AUGGGACACGAAAUCUAUUCGCCGGCACGUGAUAUGGGCCACUUUCUGGUCCACUCUAAGAAUUGUGGAGCUGCCGCGGUCUUAGUAGGGCAUGAAAUUUUGCUCACGCACGACGUCCCCUCUUAUGCCCUCAAGUCAAGCAAACCGACGCCACGCCUAGAUUCUUGUCACAAAUCGUGA
This is a messenger RNA of Pyricularia pennisetigena, 180 nucleotides long. RefSeq lists its product as uncharacterized. Bases 1 to 180 code for a protein of 59 amino acids. The record is from RefSeq and is a predicted model, not a curated record. The transcript has 2 exons. NCBI's taxonomy places the organism in Eukaryota, Fungi, Ascomycota, Sordariomycetes, Magnaporthales, Pyriculariaceae.